Corticium candelabrum is the source of this 1533-nucleotide messenger RNA. RefSeq names its product synaptotagmin-5-like. Bases 112 to 1023 code for a protein of 303 amino acids. Lineage: Eukaryota; Metazoa; Porifera; Homoscleromorpha; Homosclerophorida; Plakinidae. Gene Ontology annotation, biological process: regulation of dopamine secretion; regulation of calcium ion-dependent exocytosis; cellular response to calcium ion. Gene Ontology annotation, molecular function: phosphatidylserine binding; clathrin binding; calcium-dependent phospholipid binding. The record is from RefSeq and is a predicted model, not a curated record. The transcript has 3 exons. Gene Ontology annotation, cellular component: exocytic vesicle; plasma membrane.
GUCAGCACUGUGUUACUUGAAUGCGAAUUUUGUUCAACCCGUGCAUGCUGUUUAUAGGAUCUUACCACACACCUACAGGUGGGCAUCUAGUUAGGACAUUGCAAUUGAUUCAUGGAUACAAUCAAACAGAAAUCGAACCGCCAUCCAGUUCCAACGUGGGUUUUGGGCACCAUUGUUGGCCUAUCUGCAGUUAUAAUAAUAAUCCUUAUUUCCUGCUGCCGCUAUUGGUGGAAGCAACGGAGAGCGAACAAGGCAGACAAACGUUCACUGAAACAAAGCUUAUACUUAAAACCGAUGAAGGAAAGUGUGAUUGAGUACACAACCGAACAAAUUCUCAAUUCUGCACGCGAUGAGAUUCGGUCAACGCCAACACGUGACUCGUUGGACAUUGCGGCGUACAUGCGCAGUAGCGACCACGGGAGCGUCGACGACUGUCGGCGCGAUGACUCAGUGGAUGAAUUAGAGGCUGGCAAAAUUUUUUUUCGCUUGGAGUACGAUUUCGGAACGAAAGAUCUUAUUGUCAGUGUGGUGGAAUGUAGGGGACUGGUAGGUAAGAGAGACGGUUGUUCUGUCGAUUCGUACGUUAGGGUGGCCAUCCUACCAGACAGAAGAGUGGAACACCAAACGAAGGCUCACAAGAAAACACUGAAUCCUCGAUAUGAUGAAACCGUCGUCUUUCAUGGCCUGGAGUUUUCACGAAUAGGAACGUAUUCAGUGUGCUUUGAGGUGUUUGACUACCGAAAGUUCGCUGUGGAUGACAAAAUUGGCCAUUUGGAAAUUCCGUUGGACAAAAUCGACCUUAGGGAGACCAAGGAGCUUUGGCAGCACUUUAAUGCUCCAGGAGAAGACGUGGAAGACGUUGGAGAGAUACUGUUGUCUCUGUGCUACCUUCCGACUGCUGCUCGACUGAACGUUAUGCUUAUGAAGGCGAGAAACGUCAAAUCAAAGAAUCUAAAUGAAAACUCAGGUAUGCACAUUGAUAACCUAGUAAUUAGGUUAACUUUAAGCAUACAAUAUUAUUAGCGAUCGAAAUCGUUCAGUUUGGAUGGCUGCUUCUCCUAAAAAGGCAUAGUUACUAAUAAUGGUGUUUUGACGUUUCUAACAAGAACCUUAAUUGAUAUGCAAGAAACUAACCUACCUGAAAAUAUGUUGGUUUAUAUAUAUAUAUAUACAAACACCGUCAAUUUUAUAUAGUAGUAGUAGUAGUAGUAGUAGUGAUGUGUUUGCGAGGAUGCAGGUCCAAGCUUCACAGAACCUCAAGGGACUUCAACAUUCUGCUGGAAGCAGCAGAAAGUAGAUUAUAGAAGACUGUUUAUCUCAAAGUUGUUACAACCUAGAAACUUGUUGCUAUAGAGGAAGCUUUUACAUACAGUAGUAGUAUUUUGAAAAAAGUAGUAGAGAUUUUAUUAUUAUUAGUAGUAGUAGUAGUAGUAGUUUAUUCAAGUAGUAGUAGUAGUAGUGUGUUAGCAGAUGCCGUUUGAUUGUUCAAAUACACCAGUUCUCUCAGUAGUAGUAGUAGUAGUAGUAGUAGUA